This is a messenger RNA of Erigeron canadensis, 1113 nucleotides long. RefSeq names its product serine/arginine-rich SC35-like splicing factor SCL30A. Gene Ontology annotation, molecular function: RNA binding. The record is from RefSeq and is a predicted model, not a curated record. Gene Ontology annotation, biological process: mRNA splicing, via spliceosome. Bases 106 to 951 code for a protein of 281 amino acids. The transcript is spliced from 6 exons. Gene Ontology annotation, cellular component: cytoplasm; nuclear speck. Lineage: Eukaryota; Viridiplantae; Streptophyta; Magnoliopsida; Asterales; Asteraceae.
UAUAAAAGUUUUGAUAUCCUUUCAGCCGUUUUAAUCAGGGCGUAUCAAAUUCAAACAAAUUUCUGCUAAAUCCACAUCUUAUCUUAUUACAGGUUUAGUACGAAAAUGGGUGGAAGGAGUUACUCACCUUCACCUCCUCCUAGAGGCGGUGGCGGUCAUGGGAGAAGGGGAAGGAGUCCUAGUCCGAGGGGUCGAUAUGGCGGCGGUGGAGGCGGUGGCGGUGGUGGACGUGGUCGUGAUAGGGAUCUUCCAACAAGUCUUCUAGUUCGUAAUCUUCGUCAUGAUUGCAGGCCUGAAGACCUUCGUAGGCCAUUUGGACAAUUUGGUCCUUUGAAGGACAUCUAUUUGCCAAGGGAUUAUUAUAGUGGGGAGCCACGAGGGUUUGGGUUUGUUCAAUUUCUUGAUCCCGCUGAUGCUGCAGAAGCAAAAUACCAGAUGGAUGGUCAGGUUCUUCAAGGAAGACAACUAACAGUUGUUUUUGCAGAAGAGAACCGCAAGAAGCCAACUGACAUGCGGACAAGGGAGCGCAGAGGUGGUAGGUUUAAUGAUCGCAGGAGAUCGCCACCACCUCGGCACUCACGCUCUCCGCCACCGCGUUACUCUCGGUCCCCUCCCCCACGCUAUGCUCGAUCGCGGUCUCACAGCCGUGAAUAUUCUCCCCCUCCAAAGAGAAAGCAGCAUGCUAGGUCUAUCUCCCCUGGAGAGAAAAGGAGAUCAUAUUCGCAAUCUCCUGUAAGAGAGCGGUCUCCAACUCGUAGGAGCCGCAGCCGAAGUCCUGUUAUGGACAGAUCACCACCCUACAAUGGGUCAAGAAGCCAAAGCCCACUUCCACCAAGGGACCGUAGCCCUGUAAGGGAGCGGGCCCGGGCACCAAGGGAUCCUAGCCGGAGUCGGAGCCGAAGUCCUGAUGCUCGUGCUUACUCUAGGGCUGAAGCUUCACCUAGCCCUUAAUUAUGUUUUGCGACCUUUUUUGGUUGUGGUUUGUGAACGCUAUGUUGAGAAUGGUAAUCUAGGAUGUUUGUACUGUACUAUUUAUGGAUGUUCUAUCGGUUGUGCUUAAGAUUGCUUUGUUUUGAACUUCAGUUUAUAAUUAGCGCAUGAAGUUUGCGUUCA